Messenger RNA from Bacillus rossius redtenbacheri, 1551 nucleotides. RefSeq lists its product as uncharacterized. Lineage: Eukaryota; Metazoa; Arthropoda; Insecta; Phasmatodea; Bacillidae. The transcript is spliced from 3 exons. Bases 1 to 1551 code for a protein of 516 amino acids. The record is from RefSeq and is a predicted model, not a curated record.
AUGGAUUGGAAGAAGCUUGUUCGAGGCCGCCCGCUGACCAGGCCUGGCGCAGCAUGUACUGGCGUGCUGACCUCGGUCCAGCUGCGCGACAAGACCGCCAAUAAGAGAGCGGCUGGGAGAGUCGACAAGCCGGCCGCUGUCACCGGAGGAACAUCACCGCGCCAGAGAAGCAGAGGUCCUCGCAGGCCGCACGUGCCCACGGCCGGGGGCCACAGGUACCUGGACAAGAGCACCACAGGUGCCUGGACGAGAGCACCACAGGUACCUGCCUGGACGAGAGCACCACAGGUACCUGGACGAGAGCACCACAGGUGCCUGGACGAGAGCACCACAGGUACCUGGACGAGAGCACCACAGGUGCCUGGACGAGAGCACCACAGGUACCUGCCUGGACGAGAGCACCACAGGUACCUGGACGAGAGCACCACAGGUGCCUGGACGAGAGCACCACAGGUACCUGGACGAGAGCACCACAGGUGCCUGGACGAGAGCACCACAGGUACCUGGACAAGAGCACCACAGGUGCCUGGACGAGAGCACCACAGGUACCUGCCUGGACGAGAGCACCACAGGUACCUGGACGAGAGCACCACAGGUGCCUGGACGAGAGCACCACAGGUACCUGGACGAGAGCACCACAGGUGCCUGGACGAGAGCACCACAGGUACCUGGACGAGAGCACCACAGGUACCUGGACGAGAGCACCACAGGUGCCUGGACGAGAGCACCACAGGUACCUGCCUGGACGAGAGCACCACAGGUACCUGGACGAGAGCACCACAGGUACCUGGACGAGAGCACCACAGGUACCUGCCUGGACGAGAGCACCACAGGUACCUGGACGAGAGCACCACAGGUGCCUGGACGAGAGCACCACAGGUGCCUGGACGAGAGCACCACAGGUGCCUGGACGAGAGCACCACAGGUGCCUGGACGAGAGCCCCACAGGUGCCUGGACGAGAGCCCCACAGGUGCCUGGACGAGAGCACCACAGGUGCCUGGACGAGAGCACCACAGGUGCCUGGACGAGAGCACCACAGGUGCCUGGACGAGAGCACCACAGGUGCCUGGACGAGAGCACCACAGGUGCCUGGACGAGAGCACCACAGGUACCUGGACGAGAGCACCACAGGUGCCUGGACGAGAGCACCACAGGUGCCUGGACGAGAGCACCACAGGUGCCUGGACGAGAGCACCACAGGUGCCUGGACGAGAGCCCCACAGGUGCCUGGACGAGAGCCCCACAGGUGCCUGGACGAGAGCACCACAGGUGCCUGGACGAGAGCACCACAGGUGCCUGGACGAGAGCACCACAGGUGCCUGGACGAGAGCACCACAGGUGCCUGGACGAGAGCACCACAGGUGCCUGGACGAGAGCACCACAGGUGCCUGGACGAGAGCCCCACAGGUGCCUGGACGAGAGCACCACAGGUGCCUGGACGAGAGCACCACAGGUGCCUGGACGAGAGCACCGCACACCGCGCGGGCGUCUCACGGCUGGCGGAGGCCACCCCCGGGCCACUUGAAAGGAAGCGCGGCCCGCCUUGCUGA